UUAGCACCGGUUGCACACCCAAAUCCAAUCAAAUCUAGACUAAAAACCGUAACUCCAUUUCCGAUCAUCACCGGCGAUCACAUCAACAACAAUGGCGAUGAACACGAGCUUCACCAUCGGUAUCAUCGCAAUUUCGAUGCUUUUACACGCUGCUUACUCAACUAUUCAAUACAGAACUUUGCUAAAGAUCACUGAAGUUGAGUUUACAGGACCUCCUUAUGAAGUGCUGGUUGAGUUGAUGUUAGUGAUGGUUUUGAGUCUGUUUGCUGGGUUAACUGUGCCCGGGAAUUUUCGAUCAAUCCUCCCGGAUUCGGAUGAGAACAGGGUGGUGUUUGUACCCUCGAACAAGAACUUUAUGAUCUUCAAUCAUCGAGGAAUGGCGUUCCCUACAGAGAUGGGCUUGAAGCUCAACUGAAAGGACCAGAUAGAUAUUAUUUCAAUGGAAACCAUUUUUUGUAGCAUGAUUUAAGUUGACAAUUGUGCUAGACAUGCAAUAGCUUAAAAUGUUCUUUUUUUUGUUGAUAUUUUUGAAAUCUCCCUUUUUGGUUAUUUAUAACAAGACAUGCAUUUGAGUCGAA
Helianthus annuus (common sunflower) is the source of this 578-nucleotide messenger RNA. RefSeq names its product membrane magnesium transporter. Bases 92 to 415 code for a protein of 107 amino acids. Gene Ontology annotation, cellular component: early endosome; plasma membrane; EMC complex. NCBI's taxonomy places the organism in Eukaryota, Viridiplantae, Streptophyta, Magnoliopsida, Asterales, Asteraceae. The transcript is spliced from 4 exons. The record is from RefSeq and is a predicted model, not a curated record.